Arabidopsis arenosa is the source of this 2218-nucleotide messenger RNA. The record is from the annotation of a GenBank genome assembly. NCBI's taxonomy places the organism in Eukaryota, Viridiplantae, Streptophyta, Magnoliopsida, Brassicales, Brassicaceae.
AUUUGUUUACUUUGUCAAGCAUAGUCGUUAAACGCUGAAUCCAGGCCAAGCAGGAGGGUGAUAGGGAGAGAUGAUGGGCAAGCCAGGUUCGCAGCAGCUGCUAAUGGAUGAGAAGAUAUAUGUUGCAGUGGGGAGUGACUUGGGGAACAAGUCCACUCUUGUUUGGGCGAUACAGAACACUGGAGGCAAGGAGUUCUGUAUCGUCCACGUUCACCAGCCGCUCUACAGAAAAGACAAGGAAAAGGCACAAAAGAUCCUGGACAAGUACCUACAAACAUGCAGGCAAAUGAAUGUCUGUGCUGAGACGAUAAACAUUGAAAUGGAGUCGGUAGAGGAAGGGAUCAUCCAAUUGAUCUCAGAGCGCAAUGUCAAGAAGCUCGUCAUGGGAGCUGCGUCAGACACACGCUAUUCAAUGUACAAAGCACACCAGCAUAACCAUAUAGUUUUGGAUUUUCAUCUUCUCAUGGAUGGUUCUUGUUAUUUCACCGGUGGAUUCAUCAUUAAUCUUAAUUUGCAGGAGGAUGGCAGAUCUGUUGUCCACGAAAGCCAUUUACAUUCGGAAGCUAUCAUGGGUAACACCUCUCUAGAGUAUGCAUCUACAAGUUCUGAUCAAGAUUCAGUCCGUUCACGAGGAUCUGUUAUACCUUCGGGCCAAUACACGAUAUCUAGAGGAAAUGGAAAUGUGUAUCAAUUAGCUGUCUUUGAAGCUGAGAAAUCGAAAAAAGAAGCAAGCUUGGAGGCUUUCAAGCAUCAAGAAGUUGAGAAAGAGAAAAAUGAAGCAAUCAAAAGGGCUAAAGAAUGGGAAAAUGCCUAUUUCGAGGAGUUGAAACAAAGGAAAGAAACAGAGAUGGAGCUGAAGAAAGUGAGAGAAAAACUCGAAAAUAUGAGGUAUAUAUCUGAGAACCGAAUAACCGAGUCUUAUAUGUUGGUGCAAAAGCUGCAAGACAAGUAUAACUUGGCAACGAAAGUGUUGAGAAAAGCCAAGGAAGAACGGGAUUUCUUGAUAAAAGGACGCGACAUAGCAAUUAUAGAAGUAGAGGAGCUAAGAAAAAUCCAUGAGAAGGUCUCUCGAUCUGAUGAGCACCGUGAAGCUCCUCAGUACUUCAUCUGUCCCAUUUCACUGGAAGUGAUGAAGGAUCCACAACUAGCAGCAGAUGGAUUUACAUAUGAAGCAAAAGCCAUAAGCACAUGGCUUCAGAGAGGACAUGAGACUUCCCCAAUGACAAACACGAAGCUUCUUCAUACAAAGUUAGUUCCAAAUCUUGCUCUUCGAUCUGCAAUCCAGGAAUGGCUUCACGCUUCAUCCUCUUCCAGAAAUUCUCAGGUUAUGGAGGAAACAGUCAGUUCACGGAUUCUCGAAGACAAAAUCUAUGUCGCAGUUGGGAGAAAUGUAUGGAAGAACACAUCAAAUCUCCUCUGGGCGUUACAAAACUCCGAGGGAAACAGAAUCUGCAUCCUUCAUAUUCACCAGCCAUCUCCAAUGAUUCCUGUCUUGGGUACCAAAUUCGAAGCUUCGACGGCAGAUGAUGUAUCAGUGAGAGCGUAUAGAGGCAAAGAAACAGCCAAAACAGACAAGAUUCUACAAGAGUACCUUAGUAUUUGUCUGAGAAAAGGGGUACAGGCAGAGAAACUGUGUUUUGAAAUGGACUCAGUUGAGAAAGGGAUUGUGGAAAUGAUACAUCAGCAUAGGAUCAGGAAGUUUGUUAUGGGAGCAGCUGCAGAUAAACACUAUUCCAUGAAAAUGGAGGAUCUUAAGUCUAGGAAAGCAAAAUUUGUCUGUAAACAAGCGUCUGCUACUUGUCAAAUACAGUUCACUUGCAAAGGAAACCUUAUCCAUACAAGGGAAGCAAGAAUGGAUGAAGUUCGAGCUCUCUCUGUGCUCUUGUCUGAAUUUCAGCGGCUUGUAUUGCCACUAACAAGCAUUGAUCCGAUUCAAAGUUUGAAUGUAGAAAACGAGAGGAGGUCUUCCUUGGAUACCAGCUCUUGUCAGUCUGCUGAUACAUUAUCACAGCCUGCAACAUCACUAAACCUAGCUCAAGAGGAACAGAAUGACGCAUCUUCUCACGUUUUCCCGGUAUGUGUUGAAAUUCUGAGUAGAAAAUACAAAGGCCCUGCAGAUUCUAUUUUUGCGUUUCAUCUGGUUGAUGGAGUUGCCUACUGUGCUUGUUUCAUCAGUGCAGCGGAAUGAUGAACUUCCUAAUCAACUCCACUAAGCUAU